UACGCGGUAGAGCUUGGGAAACAAACUGGAUGCAUCUAAGAUGCUCGUUCUGGGUCUUGUCUAGCGAUUAAUGAGGUUCGUCAUCAUUCACCACACAUAACGUCUCUGACAUUCACUUCGAUUCAAUUCUUUCAGGUUAAACAAAAACUCAUUAGCGACUCAGACAUGCUCAAAUGGACCAAUGCAGCCGUACAAAAAUGCAAACCUUGUGUACGACCCAUCGGAUCGUUCAAAGAUCUAGCUAUCAUCCCUGAAUUUUUCUUUCUCGACCUUCUUAUGCGACGAGACCGGGAUCGUGGACCCCGCGUGAUUAAUGUCACCGAGAGCGGUGCUUUUCAGGAUCAGAGGCAGAGUGAUAAUUUUUUUUUGUGUGUGGGUUGCAUCAGAAGGUGACUUUUUUUCGUUUCGCGAGAAAGAUGAACGCGGUCGCCCGCAACUUGUACGUUGCUUUCCCUUUCCCUUUUUUUCUUGGUAGGUUUUAUGUCAUCGUGCUGAUCGUUCUCGCAGAUUUUGACGUUCGUCGGUAGUCUAAUGAGCAUUUCACGUUGAUCUUUACUUCUCGUCUUCCUUUCCCUUAUGAGUAUUCUGUGUUCUUUGCAAACAAAAUCUAUCAGAAUCG
Molecule: messenger RNA, 619 nt
Organism: Suillus paluster
Lineage: Eukaryota; Fungi; Basidiomycota; Agaricomycetes; Boletales; Suillaceae
Exons: 1
Coding region: 166-393 (75 amino acids)
Source: RefSeq, a predicted model, not a curated record